Messenger RNA from Pseudozyma flocculosa PF-1, 447 nucleotides. RefSeq lists its product as uncharacterized. Gene Ontology annotation, biological process: deadenylation-dependent decapping of nuclear-transcribed mRNA. NCBI's taxonomy places the organism in Eukaryota, Fungi, Basidiomycota, Ustilaginomycetes, Ustilaginales, Ustilaginaceae. The coding region runs from base 1 to 447 and encodes 148 amino acids. Gene Ontology annotation, cellular component: P-body; Lsm1-7-Pat1 complex. Gene Ontology annotation, molecular function: RNA cap binding. The record is from RefSeq and is a predicted model, not a curated record. The transcript has 4 exons.
AUGGACGCCCAGGACAUUGUCUCCAACAUUGCCUUCACCACGUCGGGGUCAUUGGUGGACUGCGUCGAUAAAAAGAUGAUGGUGGUCCUAAGAGACGGCAAGAAGCUCAUCGGCGUCCUCAGAUCGUACGAUCAGUUUGCCAACCUGGUGCUGCAAGAUACCGUCGAGCGUGUCUAUGUGGGCAACCGGUACGGCGACAUCGCCAGGGGUGUCUUCCUGGUGCGAGGAGAGAAUGUGGUGCUUCUGGGCGAGAUCGACCUCGACGCCGAGGACGAGAUCCCGCCAUCGAUUGCUGCACCGCUACCGCCGUCUGCGCUCCCGCAGCUGUUGGCGGCGAGGGAGGCCGAGUCAGAAUCCAAGGCCAAGAGCGAGGCGAGAAAGGCAGAGAUCCUCCACCGAGCGCACGGCUUCUGCGCCGACAAGAGCGGAGACGGCGACAUGUACUGA